Molecule: messenger RNA, 1014 nt
Organism: Penicillium angulare
Lineage: Eukaryota; Fungi; Ascomycota; Eurotiomycetes; Eurotiales; Aspergillaceae
Product: CAF1 family ribonuclease
Exons: 2
Coding region: 1-1014 (337 amino acids)
Biological process (GO): nuclear-transcribed mRNA poly(A) tail shortening
Cellular component (GO): cytoplasm
Molecular function (GO): poly(A)-specific ribonuclease activity; RNA binding
Source: RefSeq, a predicted model, not a curated record
AUGGAGAAACUGCUGGUGCACCAGCUUGUCACUGCAGAAUAUCCAGCGCUCAAAUCGAAAAGCAAAUCCAGUUUCAUCCAGAUUCAAUUCGCCGACCCAGAGCGCGAAAGGAGAGACAAUGACGGGAAAGCCAAAGUGAUGAAAGAGCGGAUUCGAAAGCACGUGGGAUGUCGAUGGAUUAUCGAAGCGCUAGUCGGAGGAGACCUCACGGAUAUUGGAGACAAGACCUUCAAUCCUCUGAUGGGAUUUCAUGAAGACAUAUCAUUCACAUUGGCAGAUCUCGCGAACAGAAUAAGGUCCCGUCUGAAGGAGAAUCGCCCAAUCUUGGUAGGACACAAUUGCUUCAUGGAUUUGGUCUUCUUCUACCGGGGUUUCCUCGGCCCCCUGCCAAACACCGUAGAGGAGUUUCAGACUGUCAUGCACAGCUUGUUCCCAAUUGUGGUUGACACGAAAUAUCUCGCAACCUACGAGGCCGGUUCUAUCAACCCUCUUUCUUCUCUGGAAGAGAUUAACCGGAAGUUAGCAAUGAUAUCGACACCUACCAUAAAAGUCGAUCCAAUGCAUUCGAAGUACAUUUAUCGCAAAAGUGCUCAUGAAGCUGGCUACGAUAGCAUGAUGGCAGCGAUUGCAUUCAUAAAGCUUUCCACUCAGCUUCAGAAAGGCAAAAUCGAGUACUCCGAAAGAGCAAGAUUAGAGUUCCUUGAGAUUGCCGUUACAGAAGAGGUACCGGUCGUGAAGCAGGUUGCACGGCAAAUGGAAGAAGAGAUGGUUGCUGCCGAAUCAGACCCUGACGAUUUGAUCGACCUCAGCGAUGACGCGAGUCCACCGACAUACCGACACCGAGUCCACCCUCUGGUCGAGACGGGAUGUGCUGAGAUCGCCAGUAAGGUCCGCAAGGGAGAGUUGGUGCCUCGUCUGGGCAGCGAGUUCUGGCAGGUUUACGGGAACAAGUUGCGAGUAUUUGGUACGACGGAGCGAGUGGUUCACAUGGGCGGGAUUCCUGACUUCGGUUGA